AUGACUAUUAAAAAUGGCGUCUAUUAUACGACGGGUUUCCCCGUAUUUCGUACGGUUCCAUUAAUCGUUUUUCGUAUUAAUAAUUCGAAUGAAAACUGUACGCAUGGCAUACAAUGGGUUUAUCAAAUUUUUGGCGAUUGUAUCGAUACGAAUUUAAAAUUAUUUGGAUUUUUAAUUGGUUUUAUUUCGUUAUUUCUUUGGUUUUUACCAUUAAUUCCACAAAUUCUUGAAAAUUAUCGAAGAAAAAAAUGCGAUGGUUUAUCGAUUUAUUUUAUUCUUUUUUGGAUAAUUGGUGAUUCUUGUAAUCUAUUAGGAAGUAUACUUGCAAAUCAACAACCUAUUCAACAGAUUAUUGGUUUUUAUUAUAUAUUGCAGGAUACAGCAUUAUGCAGCCAAUAUUUUUACUAUUCUCAUAUAUAUCGCAGGCGCAGUCUAACUUUAUGUAACGGUUGGACUUUAUUGCCAUUUGAAAUUUACGAUAACGCAAUAUCUUAUGAAGAUAAAGAAUUAUUUCAAAGUCGUCGUUUAUUACAAGCAAAUAAUAUUAAAUUCUCUACGCCAGUUUUUCGCAAUAAAUAUGAUGCAAUUGGUUAUAUAAUUGGUUCAUUUUCUGCAAUUUGCUAUUUUACUGGGCGUAUUCCUCAAUUAUAUCGCAAUUAUAGUCGAAAAAAUUGUGAAGGCCUUUCUCUUCUCAUGUUUUAUAUAAUUAUAGCCGCUAAUGCCACUUAUGGAAUAUCGGUACUAUUAGGCGCGACAAGUUGGUUAUAUAUUGUACGUCAUUUACCUUGGCUUGCGGGUAGUUUUGGUUGUUGCUUUUGUGAUAUAGUACUUACUGCUCAAUGUUUUUAUUACUCGCAUAAAAAUUUAAAUAAAAAUAUCUAUGAGCAAGACGCACCACUAAUCGACUCACAAGUUUUGCCUUAA
Molecule: messenger RNA, 924 nt
Organism: Dracunculus medinensis (Guinea worm)
Lineage: Eukaryota; Metazoa; Nematoda; Chromadorea; Rhabditida; Dracunculidae
Source: the annotation of a GenBank genome assembly